Molecule: messenger RNA, 540 nt
Organism: Phoenix dactylifera (date palm)
Lineage: Eukaryota; Viridiplantae; Streptophyta; Magnoliopsida; Arecales; Arecaceae
Source: RefSeq, a predicted model, not a curated record
GUCUCCCCUCUUUACUCCCCAUGGCCACAAUGUUCUCCAUUUCCACCACCUUUGCUUUAGGGCCUCGACGCCCCGGCGGCUUCCGAAGCGAAUUUCCCGCUACCGCUCCCCUCCGGUCUCCCGCCACCGCUCGUCCUAUUGGUCUCGGCUUCAGGCUUGGGAAUGCUGUUAGCUUGCCUGUGAAGCGCAGGGUGCCAGUAGUUCUUUCUUUAGGAGCUUCUAAUCCAGAAACUACUUCCAAGGACAAAGCUGAUAAAAGCAGCUCAGGUGUGGCGGGCGGCCCUCCACUCCUCACCAUCUUGGCAGGUCUUUUUGUUUUCCUACUUGUGUGUUGGGUUGUUGGGUCUAUUGCCAUGUGGCUUGUUGGACUGAUUGUCAAUGUACCUAAGUAGAUAUACUAAUGGUGCAUAAUUCCCUAUGUUUAUUAUAUGCUUGCUACUGCCAUCCCCAAUUAUAGUGCUUUCUGUCUAUUGGAUCUCUUUAGGUGAUGUAACAGUAAAAUUAUGUGGUGAAAUUUAAAUUGUCUGCUUAUGCAGCCAU